UGGGUCAGGCACCAUCUGUGUAGGUAAAAGGCCAUUCAAUUGUUGGGGUCAUGACUGAUCCCUACACAGAUGCUGCCUGGCCUGUUGAAUUCCUCCAGCAGUUUGUUACUUGCUUUAGAUUCCAGCAUCUGCAGUCUCUUAUGUCUCCAUAUUGAAACGAUAGCGUGAUGUGGAGAGUUUCAAUCCUCAUCAUUUCAGUCUGUGAAGUGUAUACUCUUAACCCACCAAACACCCCAAAAUCAACCUGGUUUAAUUUCUAGCCCAAUCUGAACAAUAGUUGGGAUUAUUUUUCUACUUGAACAUUAAAUACUUUGACUUCCUGUUGAAAAUUAGCAAUAUAUUUCUUAUGGCAGGAGACCUUUACAUGGAAAUACAACUUUUACUUUGAAAUGAUCUUCUGCAUAUAAUCGGGCCUCCCUAAAAGGGGAGGGGAUAGAUGGAUAGUUUUAACCAUCUUUCUGCUGGCUCCUUUCAUUGUAGAUGUGAAAAGCAAGUGAUGUUUAUUAAACAGCUUCCAGGAAUAGUGGAGUUUUAUGAAAACCUAGGAGCUUUUCAUCAUCCACUGCUGCUCUUCAGAAGUAAAUUGCAGCUGAAGCAACUGAAGAAAUAGUUUGUAUUGAAUUAUUCCUGUUGAGAUAGAAAAGGAGAAUACCUGCUCUAACUUAAAAAAAAGUGAAAAGUUGCACAGAAGGAUCUGUGAUGCCAAAACACUGAUACCAAAAAUAACUGGCUCAGUGUAAAAUAGCUCAAGUUUCUUAUUAAAAUGCUACUGCUGCACACAGGAGGAAAAAAGCAGUAAACCCCUGCUUAGGGCACCUCAUGAAUGGAUGGAUAGAAGAUACGGUGUUGAAGGACUUUUAACACGAAUGCAGAAGAUAUAUUUCAGAGAAUUGUAAUUCCUGAGGAGAAAUGGUAUCCAGAUUUUCAUUGAAGAGAAAGUUAAGGAUGAAACCAGUGGUUGCUUGUUGUUUCUUUACUGCCCUAUCCAUGGCGGCAAUAAACAUUUUCCCUUCAUUUCAUUUCGAUGACAGCGUAUCUGGGCUUGAUUAUCAAGCAUCCAGCCAGUUAUAUGGAAAAUUGACUCAGAAAAGACUGUGGAGAAACACUGGCUCCAUCCCCAAGCAAACAAAUAGCUUCUACAGACAUGACAAACUACUGCCAAUGGAAAAAAGACAACUAAAAAGAUGGCAGUCCAGUGAUAUGCCACACAAUCUCGCAGAACCAACUCAAGAGAAGGGCAACAGGGAAAUGCCUGAAGCAGCCAGCAUAUCGGAAGAUAGAAGAAAGCUUCUGAGAGAAAGGCUGAAAAGUAGAAAGAUGAUGCUGCCUAUGGUUCGGAGAAGCUGGAGGCAGAAAGUCAACAAGGCUGAAGACUCCUCAAGGAUUCCCACCAUACGCUUUCAAUCCUUGGUUGAAAAUGGCAAUUUACAAGUUUCUAAGUCUAAAGAGACCACAGCAGACUCUCAAGAUCCUGAGCAUCUGUCCAAGGUAUCUUCUACUUUGAAUUAUAUGACCAUUAUAAAGAAGGCACACUUUCCACAAAUUCAAUGCAGUACAGAUAUUCAGUCCACCAAUGAUACUAAAAAGACUUUUGCAUGGUUUAAAUUUUCUCAAAAUGAUGGAAAGCUUACUCAAAUAAUUAGAGAGAAUGAAUACAAAGCCCUUCGCAGUGAAAAGAUGAUGAAGUCGGAUUUUUCCUUGCAAAACAAUGGGAAAAGUGAGAGAGACAGUGCUUCAUUGAUGAACCGAUGGGUAUCUGAGCUCAAGUUCCAUAACAGUGUUGGAACCAGCUUACCAAUUUCCAAUGCAGGAAGGAGUGGUAGGCUCCAUAAGGAUUCUGCUCACUGGUUUGAUUCGAAUGAUGUUGAGAAGAUAAAACUGUUGACUAAUGGUUCAGUGAUUGCAAAGGCGAGGAUACCAGGACACGGACAAGUAAUGAAAGUUUGCCUCGGCCUUCAAUCCCCCAUUGAUGGCAUCAUGGAGUGUUGUCAACAAGGGAUGUGUGGUCUGAUAAAACGACCUAGUGACCUCAAUGAAAUCAUAGCUUUCCAUCUGGACAGGGUGCUGGGUCUAAACCGGAGUCUCCCUGUUGUAGCCAGAACAUUUCGUGAUGAUCUGCUGCCGUACAAGUUCACAAAUGGAGUUGUUAGGCCGGUUGUUUGGUGGGAUGCAGACAUUCAACACAUGGACGAUCCCAACAAUGACCAAAAUUCAUUUGUACUGAGCUGGUCUCAGUACCAGGCAAUGCUGCGACAGGGAUGCGACACUAACAAGUCUCAUGGAAACCACGCUGUGCCCUGCCUCGGUGUGAAAAGGUCUGAGUGGGGCAGGCUAGCUCUCUUUGAUUUCCUCUUGCAGGUUCACGAUCGCCUGGAUCGAAAUUGUUGCGGUUUUAAACCAGAAAUCUCAGAGCCCUGUGUGGAGGAUCUGCUGCAUGGGAAAUGCAGCAACCUUAAGGAGCAACUCCUUGUCCAUAUCCUGAUUUCCUGCACACGCAGUCAAACUCAUGCAGACUGGUUGCUUACGGAGCAGAUUGCUGAAAUCAUUGCAUAUGGACAGGGAGUUCUGGGACAGCCACAAUGGGAUCAAAGGGCUGAAGAAGUUGGUUCAGGUCAUAGAAAAAAGGGCCCAGAUCCUGCUCAACUACAUCCAGGAGAAAGACAUCAAAUUAGUUCACGACUAAUGAGAAGGUAGCACAUCUGCAGUGAUGUGCAACUCCAAUUGUUUGAAACCAGAGUAGGAAAACUUAACCUGGGAAUUCAUUGCAUCAUUCUUAUGUUCAACUCAUGAUGGGGAGUCCUGCAACAAGCAGAUCUCCAAUUCGUCAUUUGCAGUACAUUUGCUGCAAUGCACCUGCAAUGCACUGACUGUUCAUCAAGGUUUCUCCAGGGCAUGCGGCAGAAAACCACAUAUAUCUCCACAAGCAAAAUACUGCAGAUGCUGGAAAUCUGAAAUGGGAGCCGAUAACGGAAAUGCUCAGCAGAUCAGAGGACAAUAAUUUUCCUGCUUUUGUGCAACCUGGCACAUCCCUCCUAGAUAGGGACAUUAAAUUAUUUUGGGCAUUAAAGCUAAGGUUCCAUUGUCAGGUGGGGAAGAAAUUUGGGUCUUGGGGAGUGAAAAUAAAAUUAAACAGGCUGUCAGUCAAAGAUUAUUAUUAAAAUUUGCUAUUGAUUUUAACAUUUCUGCAAACCACCUGUCUGAGAAGCAGAAAGAUCCUAAUGCAUUAAGUAUGAUAUUUUUUCAAUCAUUUCAGAGACCUCCUGCUCCUGCCUCUAGCAGAGUUAUUGACAGGUAUGUCCCUUUUUCUCUUGCUUGGCCUCUCUGCGAAAACUAUGCCAGCCUCUUCCUACAAUGAUGGGACCUGAACUAGAACUUCUGGAGGAGCAGAGCUCUCAGUUCUUGGCCAUCCAGCUCCUUGCAACGGAAAUUAUCUCAAUGUGCUUGGUCAAGAUUACUGCAGCCUUUACAUUUAAUUCUUAGCUCUAUUAUUUUUCUAGGUAAUGGUUAGAUCACGUUUUUUUAAAAAUCCAGAUCUUUUAAAGCCUUAUUGUAGGUGUGGUCUCAAUCGUUACCCAUCUCACUGCCAGGCGUCUGAUACACAAUGAGGCAAGCAUCGGAUGCAAGAGCGCCCAACACUUUUUGUUGCCGUUCAUUCACAGGGGAAGAAGUCUCAUCCAGACUUGAAGGCCAAGAGAAUUCAGCCGCACCAGAAUGCAGGGACAAGAGAGGCAAUUCUGCUGCAAGCCCCAGUUUCAGCUUUUUGAUACAGUGCCUGAUGUUUCCUUCCGGUUUUCAUUAUUGUUGGAGAGUUUUAAAAUUAAAAUAGUCGACAGAUUUUAAAAAGCAUUUGUGUUUCAUUUUCUCGGCUGGACGUUUCCCUCCCUUGUUUUGGAUCUCUGUCAAAACACAGGUAGACACAAAAUGCUGGAGUAAUUCUGCGGGUUAAGCAGCAUCUCUGGAGAGAAGGAAUGAGUGAGUGACGUUUCAGGUCUUCAGACUCACAGUCUCAGCUUGAAUUCACCACGUCUAAAUUUACACUUCCUCCCCACAC
Messenger RNA from Leucoraja erinaceus (little skate), 4051 nucleotides. It is a transcript of the gene gask1a, whose product is annotated as golgi associated kinase 1A. NCBI's taxonomy places the organism in Eukaryota, Metazoa, Chordata, Chondrichthyes, Rajiformes, Rajidae. Bases 910 to 2694 code for a protein of 594 amino acids. The transcript is spliced from 4 exons. The record is from RefSeq and is a predicted model, not a curated record. Gene Ontology annotation, cellular component: Golgi apparatus.